CGAGGAUGCAAGGAUGCUUUUCGAGCAGCAUGCCAAACUGGACGCCGGACUGGAUCGAAGCCUGGUGGAAGAGAUUGUGGGCGAAUGCAAGGGCGUACCCCUGGUGCUCGAAAUGGCUGGUUUGAUGCUCCAAGGGAAAAGCGAUGAGCGCGACUGGAGAGGCGCCAAGAGCAAGUUAAGCUCCUAUCCAGAAGUUGUGGACAAGUUGCGCAUCAGCCUGGAGCCGCUGCAUCAAAGAGAGAGGGAAAUCUUUCUCGACAUUUGCUGCUUCUUUGGAGAGGUGAGCAGGGCAAGCGUUUGCUGGAUCUGGGAAGCCAUGGAAGACGUCGAGGAGAGCAUGAUGAACCAUGAUAUCAAAGUCUUGUUGACAAGCACUUACUGCGGCUGGAAAGCUUGAAGUUGAUGCCGUCUCACGAUCUCAUACGUGACGUGGCCCGCGAGGAAGUGAACAGGGAAUCCCAAAGCAUUGGAGAGAGGAGGAACUACAAAGACGCUGAUAAACUCUUGACCAGAAGCAUGGUGACUCCAAAGAUCAGAACAAUGAGCUUAUUUGGCAGCAAAGUCUCAAGACGAGACACACGCAUGACUUUGGAUGUACUGCCUUCGUCAUUCAUCUCCUGCCUCGAAGACAAUAUCAGCUUCUUGGACCUUUCUGGAAGCAACAUCACCAGGCUUUGGGAUGACCAUCACGAGCACAAGGUGGUAAUGGACAAAUUGGUGGAGUUGAUGUUGGAUAAAUGCAAAAGCUUGACAACCAUCAAACAAGUGGAGCUAUGCAAAGAUAUCAGAAGUAUCUCGUUGAGAUUUUGUUCCGCUCUAACACGACUUGCCAACUUGACUGAAAAGCUUGAGAUGCUCGACCUUACCGGAUGCAAAAGCUUGACUCUGCUACCAGACUUUCCCAGCCACUGCGGGAUCCGAAGGCUAUCUUUAAGGUGGUGUUCCAGAAUUCAGGAGCUCCCUGACUCUAUUGGCAACCUUGAAAGGCUGGAAACCUUUGAUCUGGCUGGCACGUCAGUUUCUAGUCUCCCUGGGGCAUUUGGCAACAUAAAAAAGCUCGAGAAUCUGGAUAUCUCCUUCUGCAUGAGCCUUAGCUCAUUGCCGACGUCGUUUGCUGGGCUGUCUCACUUGAAGUCUCUCCACAUGUUUCGAUGUGGUAUCGUGAAGUUAAAUCAAGGUUUUGGUGAGCUGAGGAGCCUUGUUAACCUCGACAUGGCGGAGUGCUCGCAGUUUACAGAGCUCUCACCUGAUUUUGGCAAGCUGGUGAGCUUGGAGGAGCUGAUCCUCAAGAACUGUAAGGAAUUCAGCAUGCUCCCUCAAGGCUUUGAGAACCUGAAAAAUCUGUUGAAGCUGGAUCUCGAAGGAUGUGCUCUUGUUCAACUGCCGGAUGCUUUUGGAGGCCUCGGUUCAUUGACGAGGCUUAACAGUGCUUAUAGCCGGAUCCAAGCCGUGCCUCUCUCUGUUUCCUAUCUUGACAAAACAGAACAACUUCGGCUUGAUCACUGCUUCCUAUUAACCAAGGUAAGUGGGCUGCCAGGAGCACUGAAAAGCAUACCCGGGCAACUCCGAGUUCUGGACGUGGGGGAGUGCUUUCAACUUGAAGUUUUGCGAGACCUGGGAGAGCUACACCACCUGGAGAAACUGAUUCUAUGCAAUUGCAUCAAUCUCAAGGAAAUACAUGGUGUCGACAGACUAUCAAGCUUGACUUCACUCAACUUAUCUGGCUGCUGCAAACUUUCCAAUUCCAACGUUCCAGGGCUUAGCGAGUGCAAGUCAUUACAACGUCUAUACCUCAGUGGUAGCAAAGUUCACAUCUCCCCCAAUGAUUUGGAGGUUCUAUCCCAGCUGCAAACCAUAAGCUACUACUCGUCCAGAUUGACUCCUGGAUGCAAGAAUCAGCUGGCAGUUCCUGUUCACUUAGAUAACUCUCAAGCAAUAGAGCCUCUUGUGCCAAUGAAGGACGUGAUACUACUGGAAGAGACGGUUUCAGGUUUCAAGCCAGUUCAAGCAAUUGUGAUCCAACUGGUGGCACACGAUCAAGGAUGGUCUGAUUCUGAACACCUGCAUGGGAGGUUCUUGGGGUGGCAGCUGAGAGUGAAGGAGGCCAAGAUGAAGAUUUUUUACGAUCGUGCAGGCACCGCAGCUGGUUUGUUUUCUCACGACCCACAGUUCAUGGCAGAGUUGAAAUGGCAGCACUGGCGGUACACUGUUGCAGACUGGCUCCCGUGCUGGUUUGAGCUGCGCAAACUUGCUGCCCUCGACUUGGCACAUACCGAAUUUAUGUUUCUACAGUGGGAUAACAAACAGUUGGUAGUGGAGAAAGUGGUGAAUGAACAAGAAGAAGAGUCUGUCAACUUUCCUCGAUACAGACAUGUUAAAGUCUCAAGCGCAGAAUUCCGACAGUUCUUUAAUUCGUGUGCCACCGUGAGGAAUUCCAUGGCACACCCUUGGCUCGAUCUGGGUGCCCUUUCUAGGCACGGGUGGUCCCAACAGUUGAGACGUCCGAAGCACUUGGCCGAAGGCCCGAUUUGUGUGUCCGAGAUAUGGUUCCAACUCAAGAUGGAACGGGAUGAGUGUUUCCAGGCUCAGGAGUGGCCAAAACGAUGGCACAAACGAGAUCAGUGUCCGUUUUUCCGGCUGGCAUACAGAUCCCAUCUACAUUCGGGGUGCAAACUUGGUGGACGCAGGCACUUUAAGAAGGGCGAUGCAAAUGCUCAUCUCUUAGAACAAAAUGGUGGCUGGCAUAUCUUAUACAGCACCAACGUCAUGCAGUUUUGCACCCUCAACUUGUCUACAAAGACUGGUAAGAAGGUUUUGUAA
Selaginella moellendorffii is the source of this 2820-nucleotide messenger RNA. RefSeq names its product disease resistance protein RPP4. NCBI's taxonomy places the organism in Eukaryota, Viridiplantae, Streptophyta, Lycopodiopsida, Selaginellales, Selaginellaceae. Bases 403 to 2820 code for a protein of 805 amino acids. The record is from RefSeq and is a predicted model, not a curated record. The transcript has 5 exons.